AUGUCCAGUCAGUGCACACUUUUUACACCAUGCAGUCAAGUUUCAAGGUACGUUCGAUGUCAGAACUGUGGUGUUCAAAUGAAUCAAAUCAGUUGGAAACAAUGUGUAAUAUGCAAAAAAUUUAAUUUAUGUGAUGAAUGUGCAUCACCAGAUAUUGAAUUAGAAUCUGCAUCCAUUGUUUAUCAUACGCAAUUACAUAAGAAUAUUGGAUACAAUGAGUGUAUCGUUCUGAGAGAAUGUAUGCAAUUGACACAAAUCACGAAAAAUUUCGAAGAUGAAGAAACAAGAGCAGAAGAAUUUUCUCAUAUAAUGAAAAAGAAUAAAAUUCAAAAUGAUUAUGAUAUGUCUAUUGUUGCUGGAACAUUAAAGGAAAUGGGAAAUAGUUCACAAUUGCCAUUUAAACAACAAGAGCAGCAACAAUUGUCUUCCAUGAUCGUAGACUAUCAUACACAAGGAUACGGAAGAAAUAUACAUAUAUUAAGCUUAGAUGGGGGCGGUAUACGUGGUUACAUGCCUAUUCAAAUUAUAUCUCAGUUAAUAGCAAAGAAAUAUCUUCCCGAUAUUGGACAAUUUAAUUCUAAUGAUUCAGAACAUAGAGAACGAUUUAAACAAGUUCAAUCACAAUUUACAAAUAAUUUUGAUUAUUUUGUUGGUACUAGUACUGGUGGACUUAUUGCUUUUUGUUUGGCAGUUAACUAUGAUAUAUCAGAUGUAAAAGAAAUAUAUUCAAAUUUUUCUUACUACUUCGAACGUAACUGGCUUGGUCCUUCGAUAGCAGCUAAAUAUGAUCCCAGUCGUAUACACAAUAAAAUUGACGAAAUUAUCAGUACAAUUACACUGAAAAAUGGUAAGAAAUUAUCAGCUGAAAAUGCUACUUUACUUGAUAUACGUAAUUUCUUAAAUCCUGAUAAUAUGAUUAAUGAUGAUGAUGGAUUAACAUCAAUAUGUUCUCAUGGAAAUCUGUUAGAAUUUGUUGAUGAUAUUGAACAAUAUAAAAAUGAAACUUGCAAUAUUCAUCGUGUUAAACGUGAAAAAGUUUUGCUUAUUGCUGCUUAUAACACAACAAUCAGUAGUAUUACUAUAUUUAAUACAAGUUAUGCUAAACAUUGGCAGUAUCGUAUAGCAGAUGUAUUAAAGGCGACAAUGGCUGCUCCUACAUAUUUUCCACCACAUAAACUAUACAAAGGAAAAAUUGAAAACGGUCAUUUUGUGCCAUUUAAGCAUCAUGAAAUAUUUAUUGAUGGUGGUGUAUUUGCCAAUGAUCCAGAAUUGAUAGCUAUAUUUGCAAUACGAAUGCAGUGGAAAAAAAUUAUCAAUUAUCAUUUACUUUCUAUAGGUACAGGGCACUAUGCUGACGACUUAUCAGCUCCAAACUUGAGUGGCUAUCUAGGAUGGAUAGUCAACAAAGGAUUACUCGUUAAUACAUUCCUUGAAGCUACACGUAGUUUUACGGAAAUAAUUACGAAUAAUUUAUCUAAAGCUAGUGAUAUCAAACGGAUGAAAUUUAAUUUUAGAAUAAAAAAACCUAUGGAAUUAGAUGAUCCGAGUUUUAUCGACGAAUUUGAUAAAGAAUGGAAAUUUUUGCAAAAUGGAGAAGAUUUUCAAACAUUAAUGACUUUUUAUGAUAAAUAUAUUUAUAUGGGAUCAAAUUAA
This is a messenger RNA of Didymodactylos carnosus, 1653 nucleotides long. Lineage: Eukaryota; Metazoa; Rotifera; Eurotatoria; Philodinida; Philodinidae. The record is from the annotation of a GenBank genome assembly.